Molecule: messenger RNA, 1464 nt
Organism: Penicillium samsonianum
Lineage: Eukaryota; Fungi; Ascomycota; Eurotiomycetes; Eurotiales; Aspergillaceae
Product: glycoside hydrolase family 30 protein
Exons: 2
Coding region: 1-1464 (487 amino acids)
Biological process (GO): glucosylceramide catabolic process
Molecular function (GO): glucosylceramidase activity
Source: RefSeq, a predicted model, not a curated record
AUGCUUCCGUCUCUUCUUCCCGUGCUCCUGCUUUCAGUGCUAGCAGAGGCAUCACCAGGAAAGCGAGCAACCACUGCAUCAGCCUACAGUUCAAACUCAGAUGGCAAUUACAAGCUUUCAUCAAUCGCAGCGCCAGUCCAGGGCAGCGGCAAUCCAGGCUCCGAGUCGACCUGGAAGCUGAGUAUCGAUGAUACAUCCAGCGGGCACAAACAAACAAUCGUGGGCUUUGGAGCCGCUGUCACCGAUGCCACGGUCACCUCCUUCAACACGUUAUCCAGUUCCACGCUGCAACAACUGCUCAAUGAGCUGAUGACUGGCGCUGGUGCUGGAUUCGCUUUGAUGCGCCAUACGAUUGGCGCUUCCGACCUAUCUGGUGACCCAUCGUAUACCUACGACGAUAAUGGGAAGAAUGCGGAUCCAUCGCUGUCCGGUUUUAACCUGGGCGACCGUGGAAAUUCUAUGGCUACGAUGCUGGCUAAGAUGAAAUCCCUUCAGUCGAGUUUGAAGAUUCUUGGUUCACCUUGGAGUGCCCCCGGCUGGAUGAAGCUGAAUGGUGUGAUUGAUGGCGCUGCGACAAACAACAACCUCAAUGAUGGCUACUUGACUAGUGGAGGCACGGGGAGUACUGGAUAUGCCAGUGCCUUUGCGCAAUAUUUCGUCAAGUACAUCCAGGCCUACGAGAAUCUCGGCGCCCACAUCGAUGCGAUUACCAUUCAAAACGAGCCUUUGAACAGCCAAGCCGGAUAUCCCACAAUGUAUGUGUUUGACUAUGAGUCUGCACAGUUGAUCCAGAACUAUAUCGGUCCGGCUCUCGCUCAAGCCGGCCUGAACACUGAUAUCUGGGCAUAUGAUCACAACACUGAUGUGACGUCCUACCCUCAGAACGUCAUCAACGGAGCUAGCAAGUAUGUCGACUCGGUAGCGUGGCAUUGUUAUGCCAGCAAUGUAGACUGGACAGUCCUCACCAAAUUCCACCAGACAAACCCCAACAUCAAGCAAUACAUGACAGAAUGCUGGACCCCGGCAUCUGCAUCAUGGAACCAAGCCGCCGAUUUCACCAUGGGGCCGUUGCAAAAUUGGGCAUCUGGCGUCAUGGCCUGGACACUUGGCACAAAUGAUCAAGAUGGUCCUCAUCUGUCAAGUGGCGGCUGUGCAACCUGUCAAGGUCUGGUGACUAUUGCCAACGGCGGAUAUACUUUCAACCCAGCAUACUAUAUGAUGGCUCAGUUCAGCAAGUUCAUGCCGCCGGGUGCGAUUGUGUUGAGUGGUACCGGAAGCUACACGGAUUCUAAUGGAGGUGUACAAUCUGUUGCUUCGCUGAAUCCAGAUGGAACUCGCACUGUUGUUGUUGAGAACACGUACAGCAAUGAUGUUUACAUUACUUUAUCUACUAACAGUGGCCAGGAGUGGAGUGGCAACAUUCCGAGUCGGUCUGUGACAACCUGGGUGCUUCCUGCGGCAUGA